AUGAGGCCAUGCGUGGGCUUCUGUGGUCUUUUGAUAGAAGUGUGCCUAGAAGAGGCUGGAAAAACCACAGCAGGUGCUGGGGAGGUUAAUGACCUUAAGGUGCCUGAGGAAAGUACCUCUGAGCCUGAUUCACGAAGAACGUAUACUCUGCAGAAUUACUUGAACAAUGACUAUAAGUACAGAACAUAUAAUUUGCAGUGGAUUUCAGGAAAUCAGUAUCUUCACAAAACAGCUAAUGGAGACAUCCUAUGUAUCAGUGCUGACACCGGAACAUCCUCAGUACUCUUGGCGAAUACAACAUUAGAUAAAUACAAGGCAACCACAGUUAUAUUGUCUCCAGACCAAAGGUUUGCUCUUCUGCAGUACAGCUAUACAAAGUUGUGGAGGCAUUCCUAUACAGCUUCAUAUUACAUCUAUGAUUUCAGUAGCAGUUCUAUCUUAGAUGACAGACUACUGCCUACUGAUAUACAACAUAUAUCCUGGUCACCUGUUGGUCACAAACUGGCAUAUGUUUGGAAGAAUAAUGUUUAUAUAAAAGCUUCACCAACAGGAGAACCUGUGCAAAUCACUGCAAAUGGAGAAGAAAAUAAAAUUUUCAAUGGAAUACCAGACUGGGUUUAUGAAGAGGAAAUGUUUGGCACCCAUUUUGCUCUGUGGUGGUCUCCAAAUGGCAAUUUUGUGGCAUAUGCAACAUUUAACGAUACAGAAGUUCCUCUUAUAGAGUAUUCCUUUUAUUCUGAGGACACCUUGCAGUAUCCAAAGACCAUUAGAAUCCCGUAUCCCAAGGCAGGAGCUAAAAAUCCAACUGUGCAAUUCUUUGUUGUGAAUACCGAAUUGCCUCCUCCUUUCCACUCUGUUGAAAUUUCUCCACCUGCAGAAAUAAAAUCAGGGGAUCAUUAUUUGAGUGUUGUAACAUGGGUGACAGAUGAAAGGAUCUGUCUGCAAUGGCUGAGAAGAAUUCAGAAUUUUUCAGUCCUCACAGUCUGUGACUUUGAAAAUGCUACUGGAAAUUGGUCAUGUCCACGGGAAAAACAACUUACAGAAGAAAGUACAACUGGCUGGAUUGGCAGAUUUCAGCCAUCUACCCCUCACUUUGCACCCGACAGUGCUACCUACUACAAAGUCUUCAGCAAUACAGUAGGUUACAAGCACAUCCAUUACAUAAACGGCUCGCAGGUAAGUAAUAAGGCUCCAGUACCUGUUACUGCAGGAAAGUGGGAAGUUAUCAGCAUAGCAGCUGUAACCGAUAACUUUUUAUACUACAUUAGUAAUGAAAACGGUGGAAAACCAGGAGGAAGAAAUCUUUAUAAAGUGCUCUUGGAAAGCAGUCCAAAUUCUACUAAAUGUGUUAGCUGUGAUCUGAAUCAAGAAAGAUGCCAGUAUUAUUCUGUGUCCUUCAGCAAAGACGCACAAUAUUAUCAGCUAGUUUGUCGUGGUCCUGGCCUGCCCAUAUCUACUCUGCACAGAAGCAGUGAUGAUCAAGUCCUCAGAUACUUGGAAAAUAACACUGAACUGGAAAAUUCAUUGAAAGAUAUUCAGAUGCCUUCAAAAAAAAUUGGCUCCAUUACUGUAGGUGGAUACAACCUGUGGUAUCAAAUGAUAUUGCCUCCCCAUUUCGAUUCGUCGAAGAAGUACCCUCUGCUCCUUGAUGUGUACGCAGGACCCUGUAGUCAGAAAGUAGAUUAUACCUUCCAAAUCAGCUGGGCUACUUACCUUGCAAGCACCGAGCAGAUCAUUGUGGCCAGCUUUGAUGGCAGGGGAAGUGGAUACCAAGGGGAUGAAAUUCUGCACGCAAUAAACCGAAGGCUGGGAACAUACGAAGUGGAAGAUCAGAUAGAAGCUGCCAGAAAAUUUUCUGAAAUGAGCUUUGUUGAUAAGGACAGAAUAGCUAUUUGGGGUUGGUCUUAUGGGGGAUAUGUGACCUCCAUGGUGCUUGGCUCUGGAAGCGGCGUGUUCAAGUGUGGAAUAGCGGUUGCCCCCGUGUCACGUUGGCAAUAUUAUGAUUCAAUAUACACAGAGCGAUACAUGGGCCUUCCUAUAGCAAGCGAUAAUCUGAACAACUAUAACAGUUCAACAGUAAUGGCCAGAGCUGAAAAAUUCAAGGAAGUUGAAUAUCUCCUUAUUCAUGGAACAGCAGAUGCUUUCCCACAGUGGUACACCGACAAAGACCAUGCCAUCACCGGUCAAGCACAUAAGCAUAUUUAUACCCAUAUGAGCCAUUUCAUAAAGCAGUGUUUCUCGCUGCCCUAGCACCACCAUUUUGGUCAUUAGUGAUGGCACUUCUCCAGAAAACCCGCUAGCUAAUGUACACUGAGCCAGUAUA
Messenger RNA from Nipponia nippon (crested ibis), 2323 nucleotides. NCBI's taxonomy places the organism in Eukaryota, Metazoa, Chordata, Aves, Pelecaniformes, Threskiornithidae. The record is from RefSeq and is a predicted model, not a curated record.